AUGUCAUCUACUACUACUACUUGUAAGAAUACUAUGAAAGUGACUUUAAUCGGUGCUUCCGGUGCCAUUGGUAUGCCUCUUUCAUUGUUGUUGAAGUUGAACCCUCUGAUCACGGAGUUGGCUCUUUAUGAUGUCCAUCAGGCUCGUAUACCCGUUCCUGGUAUUGCUGCUGAUAAUUCUCAUAUCAACACUCCGGCUAAGGUGAGAGGAUAUGUCGAUGCUGAGCAUCUCCCUGAGGCUGUCACUGGAAGCAACGUCAUCAUUGUAUGUGCUGGUAUUGCUCAAAAACCCGGUAUGUCUCGUGAGGAUCUCUUUGGUGUUGAUGCCGGUAUAAUGCGUGACAUCGCAACAACUUGUGCUAAAUAUGCCCCGAAUGCUAUGAUGUGUAUCAUGUCGAAUCCCGAGACUUCACUCGUUCCUCUCACUGCUGAGAUCUAUAAGAAGGCCGGAGUCUAUGACCAUGACCGAUAA
Molecule: messenger RNA, 471 nt
Organism: Perkinsus marinus ATCC 50983
Lineage: Eukaryota; Perkinsozoa; Perkinsida; Perkinsidae
Product: malate dehydrogenase, putative
Exons: 2
Coding region: 1-471 (156 amino acids)
Cellular component (GO): cytoplasm
Molecular function (GO): L-malate dehydrogenase (NAD+) activity
Source: RefSeq, a predicted model, not a curated record